This is a messenger RNA of Zingiber officinale, 1639 nucleotides long. RefSeq names its product myb family transcription factor MOF1-like. Gene Ontology annotation, molecular function: DNA-binding transcription factor activity; DNA binding. NCBI's taxonomy places the organism in Eukaryota, Viridiplantae, Streptophyta, Magnoliopsida, Zingiberales, Zingiberaceae. The transcript has 6 exons. The record is from RefSeq and is a predicted model, not a curated record. Bases 261 to 1151 code for a protein of 296 amino acids.
CCUCCUCGUGAUCCUCAAGACCUCCCACUCUGAGUGUUGCGUUAAACCUCGACAGUCCCAACGAUAUUUAGAGACACCCAUGUAGGAGCAGGAGUAGGAGUAGGAACAGGAAGAGAGAGCGAGAGCGGCUCAAAAUCAAUGCUUGAGGCGAUUUAGAAAGAUUAAUACUAAACGAGCAAAGAGGUGGUUUGUUAUAAAUACAGCAAGGAAGGAAGGAAGGAAGGAAGGAAGGGCCGAGUUGAAUCUGAGAGAGGGGAGAGAUGGGGAACUGUGGGAGGAACGGUGCCGUGAGGCAGUACACAAGGUCCAAGGUUCCUCGUCUCAGAUGGACUCCUGACCUCCAUCUCUGCUUCGUCAACGCCAUACAGAGGCUUGGGGGCCAAGACAAGGCCACUCCCAAGCUUGUGCUUCAGCUCAUGGAUGUUAGAGGCUUGACCAUAUCCCACGUCAAGAGUCAUCUCCAGAUGUAUCGAAGCUUGAGGAAUGACUUGGGCAGGCAAGAGUUACAAGUGAGAAAGAACUACACAUGCCAUGACAAUGAUGGAGGUGGUGACGAGGAAGAUGAUGGUGGCGGUGGUGGUUCUUCCUCCUGCCCCUGGCCAAGGCACACUAAGCAAUUCUCUCAGCCCUUGUACUACAGCCGUAGCACCCUCCCUUCUCUGAAAAGGACAAGGAUGGAAACGCAAACAAGCUUCAAAAGCCUGGCUGGUGCAGCCACCUCCCUCCGAUGCUUUGAUCAUCGCAUGCCAGCCUUGGGGAUGGAGAAGAAAAUCAAAGAGGAAAGGAUCAGUUGGCAGAAAGAUGGUCCUAACUUGGCAUUCGAUCGCCCCCUCACCAAGCUCACUCCUCCUGCUGGAGCACCCAGAGUGGAAGAAUCUAUCCAUUUUAAGAGCAACGUGGCGAAUGACAAGGGUGGUGGAUGGGGGUUGUAUAAAUGCCCAUUGAUCCACAGCAAGGCUUUGGAGAGCGAAGAGGCUGGCCGAUUCUCGCUGUCCCUCUCAUUAUCUUCCUACUCUACUCAAAGUAAUGAGGCGAGCAAAGGAAGUUUGGGGUUUUGUUCUUCCUCCUCGGCAGGUAGAAACGUCAGUGACUGUUCCGGCGGCAGCCAUAGAGUUAAUUUGGAUCUCUCCAUGUCCAUCUGUGGUUCGUGAGUUUCAUUCCGGCCAGCUAUUUGUUGUUUGUGCUAUUGUGAUAGUUAAUUCGUUCGUCGAGUGAAUGGAUAUGAAGCUUCUGAGUACAUGUAUACUCUAUGAAGCUUAGAGCUCUUGGGGACGCGACACAGUGGAACUGAUGAGCAAGAGAUGAGGCACUAAAUUGCUCGUCUAUUAUUGUAUAAUAGCUACAUAUUUGAGGAUUGUUUGUGGGUUAAUUAACUUGAGGUUUUAUGUACCUUAUUUUUUUGUGCAUGUCGCUAUCUUGUUGCUAACAAUGAAAUGGUUGGCACCGAAUUUAUCAAGAAAAUUGUCACAUGUUCAUACGUGCAUGUGGGUUCCAUCCUCAAUUUGCAUGAGGCAAUAUGAAAUAGAAGUCAAGGCGGCAUUAGAGAAGUAAUGGUGAUGCCCCCCUUUGAUUCGACAUUUAUUAAUCUUCCAUCAUUGGAGAUUCUUUGAUUUGUCCUUCUCUCGUAGGUUGCAAUCAA